Molecule: messenger RNA, 2217 nt
Organism: Eutrema salsugineum
Lineage: Eukaryota; Viridiplantae; Streptophyta; Magnoliopsida; Brassicales; Brassicaceae
Product: signal recognition particle subunit SRP72
Exons: 6
Coding region: 82-2046 (654 amino acids)
Biological process (GO): SRP-dependent cotranslational protein targeting to membrane
Cellular component (GO): signal recognition particle, endoplasmic reticulum targeting
Molecular function (GO): protein binding; 7S RNA binding; ribosome binding
Source: RefSeq, a predicted model, not a curated record
CAAAUAUGCAAACCCUUCUAUAGCUGGAUCCCGAUUUCUUCUCCGUUGUUUUGGUUUCCCCCGAGAAAAUUCCACAAGGCCAUGGCUCCUAAACCCAAAACCCAGACUUCACAGCCUCCUCCUACAAUCGAAGAUCUCUUCGCUUCUCUUAAUAGGCAUAUCAACCAAUCUGAAUAUGAACAAGCCGUGAAGGUCGCUGAUAAAGUUUUAUCGAUUGCACCUGCCGAUGAGGAUGCGAUCCGAUGCAAAGUUGUGGCUCUAAUCAAAGACGAUAAGAUCGAUGAUGCUCUCUCCGUAAUUCAAUCGUUCCACAAGGUUCCAAUCGAUCUAGGGUAUCAAAAGGCAUAUUGCUUGUACCGUCAAAACAAUUUAGACGAGGCUUUAGCGUGUUUAAGAGGUCGAGAGAGAGAUCCAGAUACUUUGCUUUUGGAGGCUCAGAUUCUGUACCGUCUGGGAAAAACAGAUGAUUGUGUGGAUGUGUAUCAGAAACUGAUAAAGUCCCAGGUUGAAUCGGCAGAGGUCAAUUUCGUCGCGGGUUUGGUUUCAGGUGGAAAAGCUUCUCAAGUGCAAAGAGCAUUGGAGUCAUUUAGGAUCAAACCAACUAGUAGUUUUGAGUUGGCUUUUAACACUGCUUGCUCUUUGAUUGAAAAAAAUAAUUACGCCGACGCAGAACAACUUUUGCUAGCUGCCAGGAGAAUUGGACAGGAAACAUUAACGGAUGAUGGUUUUGCUGAUGAGGAUAUUGAGAAUGAGCUGGCCCCAAUUUCUGUCCAAUUAGCAUAUGUCCAGCAGCUCAUUGGAAAAAAUCAAGAAUCCACCAGCUCUUAUGUAGACUUCAUUAAACGAAACCUGGACGAUGAACCGUCACUUGCUGUUGCUGUGAACAACCUUAUUGCAUUGAAAGGUUCAAAAGAUGUUUCUGAUGGCCUGAGGAAGCUUGAUCGGCUGAAAGAAAAAGACUCCCAAAUUUUUCAGCUUUCCCAAGCGCUUGAUGCGAAGCUUUCACAGAAACAUAAGGAAGCUAUAUAUACCAAUCGCGUCCUUCUCCUCCUCCAUGCAAAUAAGAUAGAUCAGGCACGAGAACUUUGUGCUGCACUUCCAGGCCUGUUUCCUGAGAGUGUGACUCCUACAUUGCUUCAAUCUGCUGUUUUGGUGAGAGAGAACAAGGCUGCCAAAGCUGAAGAACUUUUGGGCCAGUGUGCCGAAAAGUUCCCGGAAAAGUCUAAGUCGGUUCUCUUGGCCAGGGCACAAAUCGCUGCUUCUGCCAGUCAUCCUCAUGUAGCAGCAGAGUCCCUGUCCAAAAUAACUGAUAUCCAGCAUCAGCCUGCAACUGUUGCCACCAUUGUCGUCCUCAAAGAGCGUGCUGGGGACAAUGAUGGUGCUGCUGCUGUUCUUGACUCAGCAAUCAAGUGGUGGUCUAAUUCGAUGAUCGAGAACAACAAGCUUAGCAUAUUGAUGCCGGAGGCUGCUUCCUUCAAGCUCAGGCAUGGUCAAGAAGAGGAGGCUUCACGGCUAUAUGAGGAGAUUGUGAAAACCCACAGAAGCACAGAUGCUCUGGUUGGUCUUGUGACCACACUUGCUCGCGUCAAUGUCGAGAAAGCAGAAACUUACGCGAAACAACUAAAGCCGUUGCCUGGGCUAAAGGCCGUUGAUGUGGAUAACUUAGAGAAGACCUCUGGUGCUAAACCCAUGGAAGGUGCUGCUGCUGCUGCUGCUGAUUCAUCGAUGCAGGAAGAUGUGAAGAACAAAGAGAAGGCAAAGAGGAAGAGAAAGAGAAAGCCAAAGUAUCCCAAAGGAUUCGAUCCUGCAAACCCUGGUCCACCUCCAGACCCUGAAAGGUGGCUUCCCAGAAGGGAAAGGUCAAGUUACAGACCCAAGAGGAAAGACAAGCGAGCAGCUCAGAUCCGUGGCUCGCAAGGUGCAGUGACCAAGCAAGAUAAACAAGAAGCAGCUCCUUCAACUUCAAAGUCGAACCAAGCGACCACUAAGAGUGAUCAUCCGAAACCUUCUUCCUCUAAGGCCUCAAAAAAGAAGUCUAGGAGAUGAACAAACAAUCCUUAAGAUUUUCUCGUCUUUCCUAAGAAAAUGACUACUUAAAAUCACAACAUAAGAGUUCGAUUACCAUUGUUUCUUUUUUUUUUUCUUGGGAUUUAUCAAGUUUUAGUUGUCUCGACCCUUUUAAGAUUUUGGUUAACUUAUCGUUUGCAUUUUAUUGAA